Messenger RNA from Doryrhamphus excisus (bluestripe pipefish), 4620 nucleotides. RefSeq names its product enhancer of polycomb homolog 1-like. Lineage: Eukaryota; Metazoa; Chordata; Actinopteri; Syngnathiformes; Syngnathidae. Gene Ontology annotation, biological process: regulation of transcription by RNA polymerase II. Gene Ontology annotation, cellular component: NuA4 histone acetyltransferase complex. The record is from RefSeq and is a predicted model, not a curated record.
UUUGUAGAGAGAAAAGUACAACUUACCAUAGGGUGGCAAUCUUUGCGAGAUGUCAACAGCCGGGAUGUAAACUUGAUUGAAAUAUGAAACGAUAUAGGAAAAUAUUAAUACGAACAUUGUUUUAUGAUGGCGCCUGCUUGUUUUUGAUCAUCGAGGACAGUGAUUUUCAAGUGGUGGCAUAUUUGUUUUCCCGGCAUAAUAAGAUAAUUUCCCUUCCUGGAAAAAGUUGACGUCCCCUGUUCAGCAUCCUCGGUCCCCACCCCAUCUGUCUCCGGACCCCACGGUUCUGUCGAGCGCGCAGGCGUGCCAAGCUGCGUGGGAAUGGCUGUUGGUGCGAUUGAGGGGGUUGGGCCGUGCGGAGCGAGCGGAGCGCUACAUGAGUUUGUAAUGUCCGCCAUGUUGGCCAUGGCGCAUUGAACCGGGGAGGGAGAGCGGAGCGCCAGAGCCACAGCGACCGACAGAGAGCGACCGAGACGCGGGCCUGCCCGUGCGCUGCUCGCGCUGCUACGGACCCGAGCCCAGCCUCGAUCGAGCCGCUCAUUCCAGAGGACCGUCCCGGAUCCAUCCAUGAGAACUACAAGCGGAACUGCUGUUAUUCCUCGCAGAUCCACGAGCUUUAUGCUGCGUCUUUUGAUAUAAAAACAUGAGUAAAUUGUCGUUUCGGGCGCGGGCGCUGGAUGCUAGCAAGCCCUUGCCCGUCUUCCGCUGCGAGGAUCUACCGGACCUACACGAAUAUGCUUCUAUCAACCGGGCGGUGCCGCAGAUGCCCACCGGGAUGGAAAAGGAGGAGGAAUCGGAGCACCAUCUCCAGCGGGCCAUCUCGGCGCAGCAGGUCUACGGCGAGAAGCGGGACAACAUGGUCAUCCCCGUGCCGGAGGCCGAAUGCAACAUCACGCACUACGAGUCCCUGUACCCGGGGGAUUUCAAUAUGCCAAAGCAGCUUAUUCACAUACAGCCUUUCAGUCUGGACACAGAGCAGCCAGACUACGACCUAGAUUCAGGGGACGAGACUUUUGUGAAUAAGCUGAAAAAGAAAAUGGAAAUCACGGCGCUGCAGUUUGAGGGGAUGAUAGACCGCCUGGAGAAAGGCAGCGGGCAGCAGUUCGUCAGUCUCCAGGAGGCCAAACUGCUGCUGAAGGAGGACGACGAGCUCAUCAAGGAGGUGUUUGACUACUGGAGCCGGAAGAGGAAGGUGUGCAAGGGCGGCACCUUCCUCCCUGUCGUCAAGCAGGAGAAGCGGGACGGCUCCAGCACCAGCGACCCAUACGUGGCCUUUCGCAGACGGACGGAGAAGAUGCAGACCAGGAAGAACCGCAAGAAUGACGAGGCUUCGUACGAGAAGAUGCUGAAGCUUCGCCGGGACCUCAGUCGAGCUGUCACCAUCCUGGAGAUGAUCAAGAGGAGGGAGAAAAGCAAGAGAGAACUGCUGCACCUCACCCUGGAGAUUGUAGAGAAGCGAAACACAAUGCCCGACUUUGGCAGCGAGGUGAUGGCAGAGGCGCUUGCCCAGCAGGCUCUGGUGAAGCCCAUCUACACCAUCCCCAUCAUUCCCAGUGCCAACCAGUACCGACACCAGGACCACUUGGACAUGGACUACAAGAAGCAGGACAAGACGGAGGUGGUGCGAACCAAAAGGAAAUACGAAAAGAAGCCCAAGAUCCCCCCUAUGUCUGCGCCCCAUCACACGGGACCUUCUGUGUUUAAUCUCAAGGACCUCAACCAGUAUGACUUCCCCAGCUCUGACGAAGAACCCUUCUCCCAGAUUAAUUCAGGUUCCUCCGAGGCAGAGGAAGAGAACGAUCCAGAUGGCUGCUAUGCGUUCAGGAGGAAAGCCGGCUGUCAUUACUACGCCUCCAAUCCUGGCCAGAGUGGCAGCUGGCCGUGGGUAAGUCCGCUGGAGGGCGGGCUGGGUCACCCAAGCUUCCGCUACUGUCUGACCUCGCUUAGCGCGCCGCCACGCUGCAUCGGUCUGGCUCGACGGCGCUUGGGCCGAGGUGGCAGAUUCUUGUUGGACCGAGCGCAUGCGGACCUCUGCCAGAACCUGGACUCCGACCCAAAACCAGAAUCGCUCACCUCGUCACUUCCAAGCUCUCCACUCCGCAACUCCAGUACCUCAGAAACCAAUACCUCGGACCUGAUCGGCUCUUCCCGACCCGUCUCCUCCGUCUCCUCAGCAUCACAACAUCCGCUGUCGUCAUCGUCAUCGUCACCCGCCAUGGCCACGGACCUUGGCCGCAUUCUUUUGAACAUUAAAUCUUGCCGCUGGAGGCAUUUCAGACCGCGGACGCUAUCCCGCCACCUUUUGCUUGGAGGAGACUCCCCUCCUAAAGGUUGUGGAGAUUUCAGUCGGACGGUGACGGGACUUACUCGGACACUGUCUGGGGGAUCCUGCCUGCAGAACCGCACUUGCGCUCCUGUCAACUUGUUGACGGUGGAGCAGUACCAGCAGCACCAAGAACAGUUGGCUGUCAUGCAGAAGCAGCAGUUGGAGCAGAGCCAACAGCAGCAGCAGCAACAGCCGCCACCACAACCGCCGCAGCAGCCGCCGCCGCAACACGCCAACAACUCCAUGAGCGCCGCCAACCCGCUGAUCCUGGUGUCCAAGACGUUGGACCAGGCCAGCGCCCAGUUCGCCGCCUCAGCUCUUGUCACCGCUGACCAGCUGCUGGCAUUCAAGUCCAAAGAGGAGCUGGUGUUGGCGAGCGGCGUCAACGGUGUCCUGGGGAACGCAGCGGUCUUCAAAGGUCUGCACUUGUCCAAUGCCACCACCCCGCCCGUCACCCCCGCUUUCCUCCAGACCUCCCCCCAGCUGGCCGCCCCUCCACCCGCCAACGCCGUCCCCGCCGUCUCACUCUCCUCCGUCCCGGCACUCGGCCUCCUCGGGUGCAACGCCGCCACCCCCGCCUCCACUCAGGUCCUCAUCGGGAACAACAUCUGUCUGAGCGUCCCCUCGGCCCCCGCCCUGGCCGGGCGCCACCUGCCCCGCACCCUGGCCGGGGUGCCGCCCUCUGCCUUAAAACUGUCCACCGGCACCAACCUGCAGAAGCCCAAAGUGUCCGCAACGCCGCCCAUGGACAUGAACUCCAGGGACAACCACGAGGAGGACAAGCCGUCCCUGAGCAGUAUAACAGACAACACGGUGGCCAUGGAAGUGACGUAGUAGCGGCCACAAAGGGGCGGAGUCUACUUUUUUGUUGUUUUUAGGUGCUGUGCAUCGUAGCGUAGUUGGGGGAUGCAAAAAAAAGGGACUGCCAGGAUGUGACAAGAGACUCUCAUCCUUUUUAAUGAAAAACUGUGUUUUGUUACCGUGGAAAAGUGUAAAUUAUGAAUAUACGGCAAAAAUGAAUAUGUGUACAGUAAAAUAUUUGUACAUAUUACUUGAAAAAAAGAAACUGUCCGUUUGUGAUGUUUUGCACUUGGGAGUCAAAAGAGGAAAAAAAAAAGGUAUGUUGAGAGAAUGAGUUGUACAGAGAAGUUUUAUCAUGUGCAUGGUGCGAGCUGCUGCUUUGAUCUAUUUAUUAUUGUGCCGUGUUUACACUUUUUAUUUGUACACUGUACCAUUUUUUGUUUGCUUCCUGUGCUCUUGUACACGUUAGCUAGCUGCAGACUCCUGGGUGUCUUUCUACAACAAAUCAAGCGCCCUCCCUCGCCCUUGAGGGCAGGGGUGUCCAAACAUGGUCCGGCGAGAGGGGCGCCGUGCGGAUAAGAUGUGUAGGUCAAAAUAUGCUAAGCUAUCAAAACAUCUUGGCUAAUUUGUAUCAUAUCGAAUCAUACAUCUCAAUCCUGAGCCGCACUUGGGGCACCCCUGCCUCGGGGUCUCGAGGAAAGAUGGCCGCCAUUGGUUGGGGUGGGGAGGCGUGAGACCUUUGACCGUUGUCGCAAAUAAUACGUAACAAAACAGGGAUGAAGUCUCUUCCCAGAAGCCUUUGCUGCUUCCUACUAAAGCACUAUUUUUGUGAUGUUUUGUUGUUUUUUUGAUACAGAUGCUGCUUUUUGUAUUUUGGGUUUUAAGGGGUUGGUCCUUCAUUUUCAUGCAAUUGGAGUCCCCUUUGUUUUUCUUUCUUUUUUUAAACAAAUCCCACCAACUUUUUUUGUACAACAAAGUUAUUUUUGUAUUUUUUUGUUUUGUUUUCUUGUGGUAAACUUGAUUGUAAGCUUUUUAAAUGUCAUUGUUUGGUUGUGUAAGGUGGUAAGGGAGGCCAGAGAGCAGUACAUGUUUAUCAUUCCAGGUAUUAAAGAGAGGAAAAAAAAUGCAAAAUGACGAGGGUUGGGGAUAUGGAAGGGGUGGUGACCUUACCCCAUCACGCCCCUUUAUUUUUUUCUUUAUUUUUUUUUUCUUUGGGGGGGAAAAUAAUCUCCAGACGGCUGCAAGGCCAAAAACCACAAGUAUUUUUGGGUGCCUUCCUUUUGGGGAAAUGACAUGUCCUCUCUUCUGUGAAGAGUCCGGCACAAAGGCAGCAUUACUUAGUAGUGCUGGUGGUCUUUGUGGUGUAUCCUUGAGGUUUACUCGUCCCACCUGGAGGCUGAAAAGAUGGAAAAAAUAAAAAAAAUAAUGUGACGAUUCUCACUAAAAUAAGACAAUAAAGCCCAGGGCAUUAAAUGUGACCUCCAAUGACUUCU